This is a messenger RNA of Rangifer tarandus platyrhynchus (Svalbard reindeer), 1026 nucleotides long. The record is from the annotation of a GenBank genome assembly. Lineage: Eukaryota; Metazoa; Chordata; Mammalia; Artiodactyla; Cervidae.
AUGUCGGCGCUGGCUCGGCAGGUCUUUGAUUGGCAUCGCCUGACCCCCCUUACCUGGGCCCUCCUCACUAGGCCGACUCGGCAGCUUGGAGAACAGAAAAGGACGACUGCUUUUUUGUUGCGUAAACUAAUGACAGUCUCCAGUGGAGGGGGCCUUGAAGAGUCAUCCUUUGUUGACCCCCCAAAAUGUGCACGCAAAGCGGAGCACAGAACAGGGCUGACUCAGUGCCUCCUUGAGAAGCAGAGAACUCCUGUGUCGCAAGAGAACGUUGUCAGUUCCCUCCUCGACAUGGGUUUCAGUGAUGUCCAUGUUAAUGAACUGCUCAGCAUACAGCCAGGUACCCACCCUCAACAGAUGCUGGACAUCAUUUCAGAAUUAGUACUUUUGGGUCUGAAUCCAGAGCCUGUGUAUGUGGCCUUGAAGAAAAGUCCUCAGUUAUUGAAACUGCCUGUGAUGCAAAUGAAGAAGCGCUCCAGUUACCUGCGAAAGCUGGGCCUUGGAGAAGGGAAGUUAAAGCGGGCACUUUACGGUUGCCCUGACCUUUUCACCAUGCGUCAGCGGGACGUUGAAGUCAUCGUCGGGGUCCUGAAGGAGAAGUGCCUUUUCACUGUGAAGCAAGUCACCGAGAUUUUGCACAGGUGCCCGCAUGUUCUUCGGGAGGACCCUGGUGAGCUGGAAUACAAAUUUCAGUAUGCCUAUUUCAGGAUGGGGAUUAAACACGUGGACAUUGUGAAGACGGACUUCCUGCAGUACUCCAUGACCAAGACCAAGCAGAGGCACAUGUUCUUGGAGCGACUGGGCCGGUACCAGACCCCUGACAAGAAGGGGCAGACACAGGUCCCCAACCCUUUACUUAAGGACAUCCUCAGAGUUUCGGAAGCUGAGUUUCUGGCCAGAACAGCGAUGUCUUCUGCUGAGGAGUUUGAGGUUUUUAAGAAACUCUUGGCUCGGGAGGAAGAGGAGUCUGAGGGCUGCAUGGCUGACGAGGAGGAGGAGGAGGACAGGGAGGAGGAGCAGGAGCUGUGA